CUCGUCGUCCAGUCUGUACUGUAGCUAUAACAACGCCCUCAACAAUGGAUGGUGGACAGUUCCUGGACAAAGUGGUCAUCGUGACUGGGGCGAGCUCUGGCAUCGGUCAACAGGUGGCCUUGACCCUCGCCGACAAAGGCACAAAACUAACGAUUCAAGGUCGCGACCAGGACAGACUGAACGAAACUCUAGAACAAUGUCGGAAGGCGAGCGGGAAAAAGGGCAAUAUCACUACAGUUCUAGGUGACGUCACUGAAACGGAAGUGAGGAAAGCCCUCGUGGAUAAAACAAUUCAGACUUUUGGCAGUUUAGAUAUUCUCAUCUCCUGUGUUGGGAUGGCUUUUCCUUCGUCUGGCAUCUUUGAUGAGACGGAGGAAACCUUCGAUAUCGUUAUGAACUCUAACCUUCGUUCCGUGUUUUUCCUUAUCCAGUACGCUACCCCGUACUUGGAGAAGACGAAAGGGAGCAUCGUUGUGGUGUCCUCUGUAGCGAGCUUGAUGCCUCAGCCACAGAACACUGUCUACGCCAUGGCAAAGAACAGCCUCAACCAUUUGGUCAGUUGUCUGGCGGUAGAGUUGGGACCUAAAGGUACUUUCUGUUCAUUUAUCAAGAUAUCUCCCUCCCCCUUGUCUGUCUCUGUCUGCAUUCGAAUCAACACCACAAACCCUUCUGCGACUCGAACCCGCGCCUUGAGAACCUUCGACCAGGCGCUCGGCAUGUCCGACUUCAGCGUGAUGGACAUGAGCUUGAAGAUGCUGGCCUCUGCCCACCCCCUGCAUGGACGCUGUGCCACUGUCCGAGAACAGAGUGACGUCAUAGUGUUUUUGGCCAGUGCCCAGGCCAGCUUCGUCACUGGCCAGCACAUCUAUGUUGAUGGGGGAAUCUGCCUGCAUAUGGGAACACCCACUCCAAAGAUGGAAUAGAACCGUAGAGCAGCUGCUGUUGUUUGUUGUUGUUUGUUGUUGUUGUUGUUGUUUUUGUUU
Aplysia californica (California sea hare) is the source of this 983-nucleotide messenger RNA. RefSeq lists its product as uncharacterized. Bases 45 to 923 code for a protein of 292 amino acids. The transcript is spliced from 2 exons. Gene Ontology annotation, molecular function: oxidoreductase activity. The record is from RefSeq and is a predicted model, not a curated record. Lineage: Eukaryota; Metazoa; Mollusca; Gastropoda; Aplysiida; Aplysiidae.